AGUUUGUGCGCGAGUUUGUCUCAUGUCCUGUGUGUGUGGAAACCACGAGAGCGAGAGUGCAGCAAUGGUUGGUUGGUAGAACGAGAGAACAUUCGCGCGAAUCCGCGGCCAUCGUCGUCGCCGCCGCCGCUCCGUUGAAGUGAAUUUGUGUUUUUAUAUAAAUUACAGUAAUUAUUCUAUUCUCAAUGAGCGCACCGCGCAAAGAGAAUCUCGAGCAUGGGGGAUGAGAUGGACUAGUGGCGGACGAAAAAGACGAACAAAACUAGGUGAAAAAUAUUUGCUUUCAGGAACGUUUUUCGCUCGGUGGCCACCCGGCGCGUACGGAGACACACGGACGGACCCACCGCGCCAGGUUGCCUCCACCACUCGGAUGGGCUGCAGACAGCCGGAGGGCCCUCAUAGUUUCACGCGGAUAGUCGCGGCUCAGUUUGUUCCGCGGUUUAACACGACCAACACAAAGUGUGCCCUCUCGGGGGUGGUCUGACUGGCAGUGCUGGUGUUUGAUUUGGUUGGAAUCCUUUUGGUGCGAAUAUCCGAUCCUUGCCUCGUGUGUAGGCAGUCUGGCUACAUGUCUGGCCAAGGCACGUGAAUGUAGGAGAAAAACUAUCGCCUCUUCGACGUGGACACGCCGCGGUGCGCUGUUGUGGUUGAUAGUGUUUUGGUCAAUCCGGAGCAAAUUAGUCUCAUGGCUAGGCACGACACGGGUUCGUUCGGUGGGUAAAUGGAAAACUAUCGCGGGCUUCGCGCCUUGUGUUUUGCCGUGGAUGUAGCAGGUUGUGUCAGUUAGUCGUUCGUUAUCAGUGCGGUUGUUCGCUCGUGGGUGUUUGACAGUGGGGUGAUUUUUCCGACACCGGUGUUCGGGAUUAGAACAGGAUUGCUGAGCGAGAUGGUGUGUUGAUCAGAAUCACGGGAUGUUGUUCGUGUACUUGUGGAUUAUGGGAAUGCCAGAUGGGAAGCUGGGGGUGGAAUUGGGUGUUGAUGUGGAGUAAACGUAGCUAGGUGCAGUGAAUACAUGGAUUGCAGAGAAGUGUUUUGUGGAAGCAACUUUGCAUAAAUUGAAACUAGGGUAAAAACAGGUGUGAACAAUUGGAAACAUUUGCGCUUGUGAGUUGUUGGAUCGAACAUUCCGUUAAACUGGUGCCCUCGAGAAUGCGGUCCAAAUCCGUCGCAAGGCGGUUUGCUCAAGGCAGCAGCGGUGACGAGUCGGACUCUUCGCGAGGAGUCCCAUCCAACCUAGAAGUGCCUCCGGGACUGCAGGUGAUCCCCCUAAACCACCUGGUCAUCCACAACGGUAACGGUACCGGCAGUGGAACGGCAGAUGAGCUAGCACAGAACGAGCGGUUGAAACAACUACAAAGCGCGGAACAGUUCCUGCUGCAGAUGGCCCGACUGCAGCGACCACCGCCACCGGAUCUGGACAUCCGAAGUGGUUCGGUAGUCGCAUGCAAGCUCAUAUCCAAGGGAACACAGUACGGGCCCUUCCUGGGGAAGUUUUUUCGGGACUCGUUGAACCGACGGGAGUUUAUGGAUAUGAAUCUACGCGGUUGGUUGGAUGCCACCCUCGAGUCGGCCAACUGGUCCCGGAACAUCCGAAGCACCGGCAGCCUGGGGGACGUGAAUGUGCAACAGUAUUUCAAAGACGGUUAUCAAUGGUUCGAAGUGAUAUGUGAUAUUAGUCCUGGACAGGAGCUACUGCUGAGGCCCGCACGGGUUCCACUGGCGCCCUCCUCGCACCAUCAUCAUCCGAGGGACCAAGGAGCCGACGACAGUCGAGGUUCUGGUUCCCAGCACAGUGAAUUGUUCGAAGACGAGUACAACACCUCCAACGAGUACGACUCUAGUCUGCACUUGAACCAUAAGGAUCAUUUGCAUCACAACAACAACAAUAGUAUCAACAACAACAGCAGUAGCAGUAUCCACCCGCACAACGUCGAUCAGAACAGUAGCAGCAAUAGUAACAUCAGUGCUGGUGGUGGUUCCGGAGCCGGAGGUGGUGGACCAGAAGGUUCCGACCGGCACCACGCCAACGGUGACGGCGAGGAGGCCGAGGACGGUGAAAACGACGACGACGAGGAGGGCAUCGAUACCCGGUGCGUCGUCUGCGAUCGGCAGUGCCACGAUAUCGAUCAACUUGACGAUCAUCUGGUGAUUUCGCACCACUACCCGAAGGACGCCUACCGGUGCGAGCUCUGCCCGAGGGCGUACUGCUAUCGACCGUCGCUGCUGCGGCACCGGGCCAUCGUCCACGGUGAGAUCCGGCGUUAUCCGUGCGAAAACUGUCCCAAGUUUUUCACCGAUCCGUCGAACCUCCAGCGGCACAUCCGCACCCACCACGUCGGUGCCCGCAGUCACGCCUGCCCCGAGUGCGGUAAAACCUUUGCGACCUCGUCGGGUCUCAAGCAGCACACCCACAUCCACUCGUCAGUCAAGCCCUUCCAGUGCGAGGUGUGCCUCAAAGCGUACACCCAGUUCUCGAACCUGUGCCGGCACAAACGCAUGCAUGCCGACUGUCGCAUGCAAAUCAAGUGCAACAAGUGCGGACAAAGCUUCAGCACCGUAACGUCGCUCUCCAAGCACAAGCGAUUCUGUGAUUCGACCUCCGUCGGUGGAGGUCCCUUGCAUCCCUCGACGGCAGCAGCAGCAGCGGCCGCAGCCGCCGCCGCAGCCCAUCAACAACAAACCGCUGGAGUACCCAACCUGCCGCACAACAUGGCCACCCCACCCAAUCCGUUCUUCAUGUUCCACGGAAGUCCCUUCUUCCCGCCAGGAUUCCGUCCGUAUCCCGGAAUGUCCGGCAUCUUCCCUCCAAACCCCGCCCAAGCCCCACAAUUCCCCCUUCCAUUCUUCCCCAAACCCCCAGCAGCCCCAGUUGAGCUAGAACGCAAGACUCCAUCCCCUCGGCACGUCAACCUGAUGGAACAAUACGGCCAACAAACGAUGAAGAUCUCCCCUCCAACAGCCGAAGAAGCCACCAACCAUCUAAGACCAUCACCCGCACGACCCAUCCCGGUCAACUUCAACUUGAUCCCUUCGAUGACUUCAACCCCUGUUGCUCCGUCGGCGACGACCACAGCCACCAAUACGGCAGUUGCAUCCCAGUUGACCAACAACAAUCACAUCAAAGCGGAACCUCUGCUGAACCGCAGUCGGGAGAACGGCUCACUAAACAGCAGUAUGACAUCGCGGGGCAUUUCGUCGUUGGAAGUGCACAGCUCCGAGGAUGACGAACUACCUUCGGGAGGAUCGAUUCGCAUCAAGAACUUCUCCAUGUGCUCUACGGCAUCGUCAACCGGAUCGUUGGACAUCAAGGAGGAACGGCAGAGUCCGGUAUCGUUGCUGGGCAAACGAAGGAAGCCUUCGAUCGAUGUGGUGAAGGAGGAUGAUGACGAUGAGGAUGAGGAAGAAGAAGAUGGCGACGAGUGCGUUAAAAAGGAGGAGCAAGAGGAGGUGCCCGCUAAGAUUCCAAAACUCGAAACUGCUUCCGAGCAGCCCUUGGACCUCAGCGUGACCAAAAAGAAGAACGGUGCUCGCAGUCCAACACCGAUCGAAGUCACAACGCCAACACCAACCCCUCCUCCAACAUCGGAAGUGGCACCGAUCCCGAUCCCCUCGCCCAAACCAAUCGCGUCGCCACAAAUGACCGUUCCGACGAGCCCAUCUCCGACGCCAUCGCCACGCCCCACCCCCUCACCAUCGUCGCCAAGUGCUCAGCAAAUCUCCUAUCCGCGCCCGAUUUAUCCGAUGCUGCUGGAGGCCAUGUACCGUCCCGGAAUACCGAACUUCCAGCGGCCACCGUUCAAUUUUUUAGGCUCCCUUGGCCCCAAUUUCGACAUGCUCAAACGAAACGCCUCGGCUGCUGGCGCGUUUCCGCCAAAGCCCUUCCACGAGGCCAUCAUGGCCGCCGGUGGCCUAACCGGAGGUGGCAAGGUCAAGGACCGCUACUCGUGCAAAUUUUGCGGCAAGAUCUUUCCCCGCUCGGCUAAUCUGACGCGCCACCUUCGAACCCACACCGGUGAGCAGCCCUACAAAUGUCGGUACUGUGAACGGUCAUUUAGUAUCUCUAGUAAUUUGCAGCGUCAUGUGCGUAACAUUCACAACAAAGAGCGGCCGUUCAAGUGUCACCUUUGCGAGCGCUGCUUCGGCCAGCAGACGAAUCUCGAUCGGCACCUGAAGAAGCACGACGCGGACGCUACCGGACUUGGACUGGGCCUCGGAGAUUCCCCUUCUUCAAACGAGGCCGAACGGGAGGAUACCUACUUCGACGAAAUCCGGUCCUUCAUGGGUAAGGUGACCUACUCGGGAGCCCCAAUGACCGGACCUCACCUACACGGCUCCGGUGGUCACAUCUACACACCCAUCGAUGUGACCACGGUUGACCCGGACCUGGAGGACGGCUCCAGUGAUGUCGAAAGUGACAUGAUCAACAUCGACUCCGACAAAGAUCCGAUGAACAACAACGACACGAUAGAGGUUUCCACCUAGAGGCGGAACCCCAUGAUUCACGUGUAAAUACGAGCUGUUGAUUGGACCAAAGUAGCAUGCGAUUCUCGGCGGUCCUGGACGCAAUCCCGCGCAAAUUUUGUACAUACACUUGAGGACCGCAUCAACCAAAAAAACUAUGUGUAAAAACACACACUUGAAACUUUGACGUUGACCUUUCGGAUAUCCCGAAUCCUCGACACCUUUAGUGUGAACUGUUUCACCUUAUGCUCACUAUUAGCAAAUUAAUUUCUGGUUUAGCCUGCUACACAUGCCUAACCUCCCAUGCUGACCAGGCUCACUAACUAAUUAGUAUUAUGAUGAUCAUUGACCCAAUCAAUUCAAGUACAUAUUACUCUACUUACUUUUAAGAUAUCGCUCUUAAGAUUAUAGGAAGAACCACCCUAGUGUACAGCCCCCUAUAUUCCCUUUCGACUUUUGCACUCUCAUACACAUCUUAAUCGUAGUUCAAAUAUUUCUUUUUGGUGAUAUUGAUAUUGUUUUAUUUUAUGUAAAAAAUCAUAUUAUAG
Aedes albopictus (Asian tiger mosquito) is the source of this 5009-nucleotide messenger RNA. RefSeq names its product transcription factor hamlet. NCBI's taxonomy places the organism in Eukaryota, Metazoa, Arthropoda, Insecta, Diptera, Culicidae. The transcript has 9 exons. The record is from RefSeq and is a predicted model, not a curated record. Bases 1150 to 4482 code for a protein of 1110 amino acids.